AUGAGGAGCCGCGCUUCUGUGCUCCGUAAACCGAGCCAGCCGCAAACACAGCGCGUCUCCGUCACCCUUGCUAAAGGACCUCCCGAUGAGCAGGUCGAUCUCACUUUCACACUCAUCACCGAAGGCGGCAAGGGCUCCUUUGGGGUCGUUUAUAUUACGGAAAUCAAGGAGACUGGCGAAAAGGUUGCGAUCAAGAAAGUCCUCCAAGACAAGCGAUUCAUCAACCGCGAACUACAAAUCAUGCGUAAAAUUUCGCAUCCGAAGAUUGUCCAGAUGAAGUAUUUCUAUUUAUCCGAAGGCAGCCGCAAAGAGCAGUAUUUGAACCUUAUUUUGGAAUAUAUGCCAAAAACGGUGGCUGAUGUGAUCAGAGGCUACAAUAAACUCAAGCGAAAGCUGCCAUGGAUCUUUGUGAAGCUCUAUACCUAUCAGCUUUUCAAGGCUCUUGACUACCUGCAUGGGCUAAGGGCCGUGUUUGCGGAGAUGCUUCUUGGACAUCCCCUGUUUAUUGGUGAAUGCUCGUCGGAUCAGCUUCUGGAAGUCAUCAAGAUCCUCGGCACGCCGACGAAGGAGCAGAUCCUACAAAUGAAUCCGAACUACAAGGACCUGAAGAUCCCCUCAAUUCAGGAAUUUCCUUGGGCAAAGGUGCUCUCCCGCAUCUCUCCGACCCCGGAACUUGUUGACCUCGUCUCGCAGAUUCUCAAAUAUGUGCCUACUGCUCGUCUUCAGCCCCUGCAAGUUUGUGCGCAUCCCUUCUUCGAUGAACUCCGUAAUCCAAAUACUGUUUUGCCGUCUGGGUCAUCGUUGCCUAGCCUGGGCAGUCAAGAAGCCGAUAACUCUGUUGAU
This is a messenger RNA of Mesorhabditis spiculigera, 843 nucleotides long. The record is from the annotation of a GenBank genome assembly. NCBI's taxonomy places the organism in Eukaryota, Metazoa, Nematoda, Chromadorea, Rhabditida, Rhabditidae.